This is a messenger RNA of Exaiptasia diaphana, 1970 nucleotides long. Its product is annotated as eukaryotic translation initiation factor 5. The transcript is spliced from 11 exons. The coding region runs from base 321 to 1625 and encodes 434 amino acids. Gene Ontology annotation, molecular function: eukaryotic initiation factor eIF2 binding; translation initiation factor activity; GDP-dissociation inhibitor activity. Lineage: Eukaryota; Metazoa; Cnidaria; Anthozoa; Actiniaria; Aiptasiidae. The record is from RefSeq and is a predicted model, not a curated record. Gene Ontology annotation, biological process: formation of cytoplasmic translation initiation complex; translational initiation; formation of translation preinitiation complex. Gene Ontology annotation, cellular component: cytosol.
CGAGCAGAACAGAGAAGGUAGCCAUCUUGAAGGGUAUUUUUAUAUCUUUUCCAUCCAAGCAAGUUUCUGAAGGUCAUUUCGUCAUCUCAGGACGAUUUUAUGAAGUUGUCUAAUUGUACAGGUUGUAAUCCACCGAGCAGAGUCAAGAUUCCGCUUUCAAUACAACAUACGAGGAGGCAGAAAAGCCUAACAUUACAAAUAAAAAGGACUAGAAAUAAAGCGUUUAUGACUUAUACAAGGAACCAGCUUGAAAGUCUAAUUUGUAAUCAUUAUAAGCACUUGGCUAAAAGUAGACUUAAAAGAAAAUACAAUACGUCAUCAUGGCACUUGUUAAUGUCAACCGCAAGAAUACAGACCAGUUUUAUCGGUACAAGAUGCCUAAACUCAUAGCUAAGGUUGAAGGGAAGGGCAAUGGUAUUAAGACUGUCAUUGUUAAUAUGUCUGAUGUUGCAAAGGCUCUCUCAAGACCACCAUCUUAUCCAACCAAGUAUUUCGGUUGUGAAUUGGGUGCACAAACYCAAAUUGAUUCAAAGAAUGAAAGGUACAUUGUGAAUGGUGCCCACCAGGGAGAAAAACUCCAGGAAAUAUUGGAUGGAUUUAUUGAAAAGUUUGUGCUUUGCUCUAACUGUGAGAACCCAGAAACUGUCUUGAAAGUCGACAAGAAAGAGAGGAUUGGUCAAAGCUGCAGGGCAUGUGGCCAUCAAGGUUUUAUCAACCUCCAACACAGGCUGAUCACAUACAUCUGUAAGAAUCCUCCGUCUGGUGAUGCAACUGCAACUCCCUCCAAAAAAGACAAAAAAGAUCGCAAGAACAAGAAGCAUCAAAAUGGAGACACCAGCCCAAAUCACUCUCCCCAGGAAAAUGGUGAAGUUGACAAGUUUGACAUGCCCAAUGUGAACAAUUCCAACAGCCACGAUGAUGAUGAGUGGUCAGUUGACACCAGYGACGCAGCUGUCCAUCAAAGAAUGAAGGAUCUCUCAUCUGGAGUCAAGGGUUUGACCUUCACUGAUGACUUAGAGAGGCCUGAGGAACAGCGCUUCAAUAUGUUCUACCAGUAUGUUAAGAAAGCAAAGCAAGAGAAUUCUGUUGACAAUUCUGGCAAGGACUUUGUUGCUGAGGCUGAACGUCUUGAUGUAAAAGACAAGGCUGUCUUAGCUAUGGCAGAGCUUCUCUUUGAUUGCAAAAUGCUGCAGCAAAUUCCCAAGUACCGUCUACAUUUCUUGAGGUUUGUGAAUGAUAACCCAAAAGCUCAGAAGUACCUUCUUGGGGCCUUUGAGAUGCUUGUUGGCAAGUCAUAUCCAGAGGAAYUGAUGCCCAAAUCAGCACACAUACUGAAAGCAUUCUACGACAAUGACAUCCUGGAUGAAGAAGUUCUUAUUAACUGGUCUGAAAAGGUAUCAAAGAAGUACGUCACCAAAGAAGUGUCUACUCAAAUCCAUGAUAAAGUGAAACCUUUCAUUGAUUGGCUUAAACAGGCUGAAGAAGAAGAAUCCAGUGGUGAAGAAGAGGACGAUGAGGAUGACUUGGUGUAUGACAACAAAGCUGAACAACUAAAGGUUGUUGCAGUUGAGGACAAGAAAAAACAGGAGGAAGAAGAUGACGAAAUCAAYAUUGAUGACAUCUAAGCUAUUAACUCUAAACUCAAACUCUGAAAAUAUAUAUUUGUGGCAUAGAUUAGGGAGAUUAUAAUGGUUUCCAUACACCAAGAUAUAAUGUACGUGUAGUAAGAUUAGGUUAAGAUAAGUUUAAAUGAUUAUUUAAGAUAACUUGAAUUAGGAAAAUACUUUCAAUUAAUCAUUCUUUGAAUGAAACAAAUUAAUAUGUAUCAUGAUUUUGCAUGCAUUCUGCACUAAGCUUUAUUUGUAAGCUGUAGUCAUUGUAGUUUUGUGUUAAGUAAGGGUUGUCGUUGAUGCCCUUUUGAAUAAUAUUGUAUGCCACUAAAGAAUAAAACAAUACAUUCAGCAUUAAAA